UUUUAUCUCCGCUCCUCAAGCAGAUAGCAAAACGAGGCGAACGAAGAGAUCUUUCCGUUUACAGCAUAAGCAAGAACGCAAAGAAGCGCAAUUUCGUAUCUAUAAGAAAAGUCGUUAAGAAUAACAAACCAAGAUCCGUCAUUCUACCGUGAUUUUUUUAUUUUCGAUCUGGGACUUUUCAGAUCAAUUUUUCCACCCAAAACGCCUUACCAGGUCGAGUGCCUGCACUUUACAGCCGAAUUUAACGAACGUCGAUCCUUUGCCAUUGCUAUAAAAGUUUUUUGAUCAUUCUGAAAAAAAGAAGUGACCUUUCUGAUGCGACGGGCUUGAUCCGCGCUCAAAAAAACUCAUUCUCACAACAACAUUUUUUAGGGUCAAAUUUGCUCCUGCAUCUUUUUUUUUUUGAACCUGGGUAGUAAGUCUCUUUCUUUACUCCUGUCAUUCUUGAGUUCUUGUUCUAUUUUUUCCAAGAAAAAUCAAAAAACUGUCAACUUAAACGACAAUGGCGGGCGAAAUUAAAUUCGAAGGGUACGAGGGGGAGCUCCUCGACUUGAACGGGUCGUAUAUGCGGGCCCCGGGCGUGAACCAUGGGAAGCCGACCUUCAAGAAGAUCGACUCGGGCAACCAGAGCGUGAUGAUUUACUACUGGGAUGAACGUGAUGGCGUGCAGCUGCGCGGUUGGUGGGUGGCCCCGGAAGUCGGUGGCAGCAACGUGUGGGCCAUGUCCACGGCCACAUCCAACAUGCCUCCGCAUUCCGGCUGGCGUGUUCCCUGGCACGGAGAUGUCAACAAGAAGGUACGCAGUGUUUCAUUCUUGAAUAGAAGUAUUAGUCCUCGCGGUUGCUUGCGACUUGCUCGCCACCAUUGGUCGUAUCUACGUGAAUCAUUGUCACGACCUUGUGCAUUGAUAAUGUACCUAUACUAGGUUUCGUUCUUGAUUCGAUUUCGAUCCAUGCUUUUCCUUAUCACCCCAGGUGACUCUGUCCAAGUGCACUGGCGCGGAGAAGCGACCCGGUGAGGCCGUUGGUGGUGCCGCAACCAAGAUGCAGAAGACCACCCCAGCAUACCAGAACCCGAACAACCCCAACAUGGCGCCCCUCGGCGGUGCCCAGGCUCAGCAGCAGCAGCAGCAGUGCGGCGGUGCACAGCCCCCGAUGGGAUCGCCACCUGCCCAGGGCGGUGCGUGGAACGCGCCAGGCGGUUACACGAAUGCACAGUAAAGAAAUAUAUGUUUUUUUGUUGUAUAUUCAUCUGCAUCUUUCACGACCUGCUUGUCUCGUUUUACCAGAUACAAAUUUACCUUCUUCGGAAGUAAAGUACUAAAUAGUACUACAUCAUGUAGUGAUGCCACUUGACUACAACAACUCUACAGGCAAACCCAAGGUGUGGGAGCCGGGUUUCAGGCACAGGCUGGUCAGGCGGGACCCACGAAGCUGGCGCAGACGCGUAUUGUGAACCCGAGCAACUCCGCUCCUGGAAGCAUCGACCAGAUGGAAGCUCAGCGACAAAUGAACGAGGCGAAGCGCUUGGAGCAAGAGGAGAAGCGAAAGCAGGUUAUGGAACAGACGCGUCAGGAACGCAAACUGUCUGAGUCCGUGAACGGGUCGGUGCUGGCCGCCAGCAACGCGGAACGGUCCUUCAUUCGGGUCAAGGACUCGCAGGCCGCCGGGCAGUUGUUUGCGAUGGACGUGAUGAAGCCCGCGGACCUGGCUCGGUUCUCUGCGGAAAUCGAAAAGGGGUUGAAAGCCGCCCAGGCGUCCUUGGGAUCCGCUAUGACGCUGCACACACGCAAAAUCCAGGAGCUGGAACAGAGCGCGCUGGUAUGAAUGGAUGGAAAUGCAAUUAUUUUGGAUUCGGUGUAAUGAACGAAAAUUGACUAUUUUCACGCUAUGCCUAUGCAUUUCGAGUUCCAUGAUCGUCUUCUGUUGAUUUUGGACCUGCAGAGAAAUUGGAAAUUGCAUCCAUAUUGUAAGUACUAGUACCUCCUUACACUUGAACUUGAUCAAGUAUCUGAAACAUCAUCAAUUUUUCAGAUGAAUUCGAAAACCGUGGAUUCCUUGCGGCAGCAACUUGGGGAGGCCCGGGACAAGCUUGACUCCGCGUUGAAGGAGACCCAGGAAUUCAGCGACAAGGUGUCCCAGCGCCAGCGCGACUUGUGGUCCAAGAUGGUGGGCGACCUGGUCGAGAAGUCGUUGGACGACCUGGGCGAGGCGGAGAACGGCGUGGAGCACCUGAAAGACCAGUCCGCGUUGCUCUCCUCGGAGAUCGCCGAGCACUUGUCCCCGCAGGAGGCCAUCGAGGCCGCGGACGUGUCGCACGAGGCGGCCGUCAAGGCGGAGGAGAAAAUCACCGAGGGGCGGGAUUCCAUGCACCGUCGCCGGACCGAGGUGAUGACCGCGAUCAACUUCUUCCGUCAGUCCAACGCCGUCAUGGGCGUUUCCGACGAAAAGCAGGCCGAUCCUUUGAACCUCGCGGACAAGAAGAAACGCAUUGAGGAGUGCUUGGCGAAGUUCCCAACCUUGCUGGCGGAAGUGCAAAAGAUCCGCAACCUCGCGGUUCACAUUGGAAACCGGGCGCGUCAGGCCGAGGCUUUGCGGUAAAGAUAUUGAGCUUUUUUUGAGCAAGUAGUUCAUGUUCCUGAUUGACUUACUUACGCAUGAGUACUUCUCCAUGGGUACUAACUUGUACUUCAUAAGAGAAAUGAAACCUUUUCCGAACCACCUAAUACAGGAAAAAGCAAGAGCAGAAGGAGGCGCAGAAGCGUCGCCAGGAGCGUCGUGCCAAGUGGAACAAGCAGUUGAUCCAGGAUUUGGGUUCUGAGGUGACUCUGUGCGUGGACGUGUUGCAGCGCACCGAGGAACUCCGCCAGAAGGGCGCGGAGAAGGAGCGCAUUAAGGAGGAAUUCGACACCCUGAAGUCGCACUUGGAGCGCGCGCAGCGCACCUUCGAGGACUUCAAGCAGAAGCGCGACACCAUUCAGCAGACGUCCGCGGAGAUCGAUCGCUGGGGGCAGCGCAUCGAAGAAUUGGAAGGGAUCUUGAAGAAAGAAAUGGGAACCGCCCUGGCGCGCCCCGAAGCCGCCGCGGAGAUCCCGGGGAACUUGUGUGUUGCCGGUAUUCUGAUGAAAUACAUGGAGGCGGAGGGAAAAUCCGGGGACGAGCUGUGGAAAGAAGUCGUCAACAUUAAGGGCGGAGGCAAAGAGGAGAAGCCAAAUACGGUAAGAUACUUCUUGUCAAUGUAAGAACGUCAUCUUGCUUUUGCAGUGUACUCAGCUUGGCAUUUGGUUUUUUUCGAUCUCGAUGGUUAUAUAUCUGGUCCUCCACGACCUAGCAAGAAUCACGCCAAACAAAAUGGCACAAAUCAAAUUAUCAGGUCUCCUGGUACAAGCUCCUCGAGUGGACGAAGCGUCGCGCGGAUUACUUCGGGGAGAACAAUCUGGAUAAGCACCUGGGCGUGGAGCUCCCCCCGGCCACCGACCCGAACGCGGGCACGGCGAAGGUGUCCAUUAUGCAAUCUCACUUGAAGGAGGCCUUCGAGGAGAUGGACCUCCCCCUGGGUCCGGUCGGUUCGGCGAAUCGCAGCGGCCAGAUUUCCGAACUGAUGUUCACCACCGCGUACCGAAAGUUUUUUAUGUACCGCCAUCCGUCCUCCUCGGCAGGCGCCGCGUCGUCCAACGAACCCUCGGGUUUGUUGUCCGACCUGUGUCUGACUGCCGAGGCGAGUGACCUCGACGACCCCCAGAAGUGGCCCACGUUGGAGGAUCGCACCAUCGUGGAGAUGUACGGACCCCUGGAGUACGCCACCCCCGGCGAUAAGUCCCGCGUCCGCAUGGCGGUACAAAUCAAUACCUUGGAGGAAGAUAUUAUCUGCUGAAGAAGAAAAGUUUUGUGUCCGGCAUUGAUCUCUACUUAGCAUAAAAGUUGUUCUCCGUAUGUGAAAUGGAUGUUGUUUUUGCCGUUUAGAUAGAAGAAGUACUAUGGUGCCAGAGUUUGUCAUCCCGAAAAAUUUUUAGAAAACGAUUGUUCGGCACUCGCACAAACAACACAGGUGAAGUUAGUUGAUGCCAAUGGGGCCGAGCAGAUUGGUCAUGUGACGUACUUCACAAACGGGCGGUGCCAGCUGCAGGAAGUGACCACCCUCCAGUGCGUUUCCGAAACGGUUAUCACCACCGGUGCCGAACUCAAGGCCAUUAAGACCGUGCGACGGGCAAGAAAGGACGAAUUUUUCCGAAUGCUGGAUUUGAGCCCGGUCAACUGCAGACCAAUGGUACUUAGCUUACUUGGUUACUAGGGACUGCAUCGCGGCUAUGCAUGAUGGUUUGCGUUUGUUAAACCAAAACUUCUGUUGGCGUACGUGACAGAGGCAGAGUUUCCAUAUGAUCGAUAGAUUCACUUCUCACAAAAAUCAACUUCUUAGGUCCGAGUAUACGUGCAAGCGCUCUCCGACGGCAAGGCCGGUUUCGUGACCGUUUCCAACGCAGCCAACACGUUUUUGAAGCCUGCCGAAGUUCCAAAGGCACCGUCCGAGGAGGAGGUCGCCCGGACCGUGCCAGUACUUGGUGCGGUUCGCGUCUCCAUGUACGAGGCGGUGCUCGUGCUCGACGACAAGGACUGGCGAAGUGCGUUCUUGGUCCAGGACCUCGGUAUGGAGGAUGGUGUCACGGAGAGCACCACGAAGAUGAAGGUCGCCUGGGAGUCGGACGAAACGUUGGCCACGGUCGAUUUGGAUAACGUCCGGUGCAGCUACGACCAGAAGAAAAAGGUGGUGCUUUCCUCCAUCACGAAGGAAUACCUCCAGAAGGUCGCCACCAGCCACGUGAAGGAGAUCCUCGAGUCGUGUGACGUGCCGGAGCUCCCGCCAGAGGGCCUGGGUGACGAGGAAACCAUUGCGUUGGCGAACGAGACUUUGGAGUUGGGCCUGGAGUGCCAGAAAACGUUGAACAACGUGAAGAGCUAUCAAAUGCAAAUAUGUCUGGGUCUGGAAGAUUCCGAGCACGAUUUGUCAUGCAGUUUUUCCAGGCUCCGCCAGCUCUGGAAUGCAGGCCCUAGCAUCACAGGUUCUGAUGCCCCUUGGUAAUGCCUGUUCUGCAUGAGAAAUUCCCUCUCAGCAUGGCAAGAAAGGGGCAACUUUUAUUGCAAGUCACGCAACACAGAUUCUUGUAUGAUUCGGAACACGCAUCACAAGUUCGCAUCCUUCCAGACCCAGACAUAUUUGCAAUCCAUAAGAGCUACCUGCAGAAGCGCGAGAUCCGGUUUCUGGUGCUGGGCGACCCAAGCGUGUUCCGGGAACACCAGGAGGAGUUCAACAGAAUGCAGAACGACCUGAACAACGUGCGACUCAAGGCGAAGGAUAUGCUCGACAACGCACAGGAGGCGUUGGAAAAGCAGCUCAAAGAAAAGGAAAAGAAGGUAGCAGCCUAAAGUUGCUUAUUCAGAUCAUCUUCUUCAAAGAGAUCUUCUGUCGGAUAAGACAGAUCAAUGCACCUCUUCAUCUGUGCCGAUCAGGACCACAGCGCGUCGUGUGAUCUUCGACAAGAAUGCAUGCGAUGAUGAAAGUUGAAGAAGUGAAGGUCUCGAACAAGAAGAAGUCGGUCUACCACGCCUUAAAAGACCCCGCGGCCCCCGUCGUUUCGUUUUUCCCCGCUUUUUUUACCUUUUUUUUUCCUUUGGUUAACCAUAAGUCAAUGUCAAGAGACUCGCAGAAGUCGAACUAUACUUUGAAUUUUACUUCACUUUUUUCUCCAACCAUCGGAGUGAAGAGAAAAAGAUGUUUGUUGUAGUAGUCUAGUCAGUGCAGAUGACCACGACAAGAGAUGACUGAUAAAUGUGACAGAUCACUCAAGAAGUUUAUUUGAAAAUCUACGCUGUAUACACCGGAAAAUAAAUCGUCUUCCCCCGAAUUCGAAGUGCCAUUUGAGGGGGAAGGAGCGAUAAGUGGAUGGAAAAAUUGAGCAGGUGCAAGGGACAGCACUCUGGAAACUUUUUGAUUACGGGAGCAAUCGAAUCCACUUGUACACCACUUUGAUGUUUGUUUGAGAAUAUAUCCUACCACAGUAAAAACGAAAGGACAACAACAUCUCAGCUUCCGAGAGCCGGUGCCGACGACCCUAGGAAGCACGGUUUUCGCAAUUGAGAAGGCAACUUGUGUGAAAUGUUCCAUGAGGGUCGUUCCUUUUUACCGUGGGCAGUGAUACCAUUCUUGAUCAGGCAGACAGAAAGUGGGGUUCGCUGUGAAGUGGAGGAGAUCACCCGAUUCAGAAAAGCUUUCAGAGUGUUGCGUCGUGCAGGUCGUGCAAAGUAGAUCAGAGGACCGUGGAAUGGAUCAGACAAAUUUGAAUAGUCACAUCAGUUGUAGUCUCUCGGUCAAUGUCUGCGCUGACAAGAAGGUGAAAAAUCCACUCUACUACUUGGUCGAAGUUGAAGAAGUUCGCGAAUAUUGGCUGUCCUUUGUUCAGUAUCUGUUCUGGUCGUAGUUUUUUCCGCUUGUUUGUUCAUGUACUAUAACGGCGGCCGCGGUGAGAUUAGGAAGAUAAAGAUUUUGUGAGUGUGUUGCUUUAAUGCGGUGCUGAAGUAAAGACCGCCACCGGCGCGAAGAAAAUUUCACUCGCCAACAAAUCUACUAUAGAUCUACGAGGAGCAGUUGCAGCGAGCCCGCGAGGAAGAGGCCGGCAUUAUGUCCGAGCUGAACACCCUGAUUGACCAGGCAAAAGUCUUCUCAAAACAACUCGGCCAGAAUCUGGACAAGGCCGAAGAACCGGCGGAGCAGCAGGUGUCAGAGGAUCCGGCAGAUGUGAAAGAUAUGGACGCCAUCAUCGGAGACAUCCAACACUCAUUAGACGAAACCAACAAGAGAAUAAAGGCGUGCCAGGACUUCGUCCUCGAGAAGGGGACUACACACCCUCCUUUGAAGCCCAAAUUGAACGUAUAUAUGUUAUGGAUUUUUCGAGUACAACUCGAAAGUGUGAUUUUUUCGCUUUUUUCUUGCAAAUCCGGUCCUUGGCGCCGAUUGUUAGGAGUUGGAUUCACAACUUCCACCAUUGAAUGUCAGGGAAUUAUCUUGCAAACACAUCAUACGUACCAGGCUGUCGCCUCCGAGCUCCCCAGCCUGACCGUCUUUGACGAAGUUUCUGCCGAAGAGCGACUGGACCGAACCAAGAAGGCGGCGCUGUCCACGCUUUUUGAAAAGUACCAGAGCACCAUCGCGGAGUACCUGGUUUCCCAGAAACAGACCGCGAAGAAACUGUUCGAGGAGCUCACAAAAACGCAGGAUUCCCCCAUGGACGGCAAGCCAGUCCUGCUGGAGCCAAGCACCCUGAAGGGCAAGUGGGCCACCAGUUUUGACCUGGAGCCGAUGACGUUAGAGCAGUUUGAACUCUUCUGUGGCUGCUACUACGUUCUGACAACCCCAGUAACCAUGACCAGUGCGCAGACAAUCACCGGCGGUGCUAUCGUGCGAAAGCUGGCGGCAUUGACAAUAGUAGAAACUCUUUUUUCUGUCUCUGUGGGUUCUGAUGCAAAAAAGUAAGUCUCUGCGUAUUUUGAUGAUAAUAGCGUGGUUCGUAUGAAGAAAACAUUUUUUUUGGUUUCUUGAUCUCUGCGGAGAUGUGAGAGUGGUGGGGCCACCUUGUCUCGACAGGAAACCCACCAAAGACCAAUGCCAGGUAAUCUGAGAACCACAUUUUUUGCAAACAAACCGUAUGUACUAGUUCCGAAAAAAUUGUGUCGCUCCGUGCUGGUGACCAUGACGGAAACAUGUCAUAUGAAAAGAACCCAACAUCGAUCCCAGGUCCAGAUGUCCGGCGACAGCAUUAUUGACAACGAAACUAUGAACUCGAGAAGAAAGGCUAAAGUGGUCUCUCGGUUAGCCGCACCCCUGGAAGAGGACGACGAGGCGUCCACUUCCGACGAAGCGACUGACGGCUGGGUCACGAUCUACGAUAGGUCAAACAACUGCAGCAAUGUGAAACCCUUCGCGAUUCCGGGAAUUACUUCGCCCGUCACGGUGGUGAAGGACACCGUGCUUACCGCGCAGUCUGAGAUCGCGCAGGCCGAGGACAAGAAAUUCACGGUGUUGCGACGAAUCAAGGCUGGCGAAAAGGUCGCCAUCACGGGGCUGCCAAAUUUGGUGGACGGCACCAACAUGGUCCGAGCACCCAUCUGCUGUGCCUCGGAUUCGAAGCGGGGUUGGAUGACCGUGUUCGAUCCUACGUGGAAAAACUGCUAUUUGGAACUCAUCUAAGGAAUUUGCAAUGAUUGAAACAAAUUUUCGUGAGAAAAAGAAAACAAAAGCGACCAGUAUUUAUUUAACACUGCUUCUGUCUGCGAGAUCCAUUUUCCCCUGUGAACCUCGAUGCAGAAGCAGAAAUGAACUUUUUUUCACGAUGAAAAUCGAGCAAGUGUUUUUAGAACAUUUACCUCGCAUCAAAAGCCAUUUAUUUCAGCGCCAUUUCACGGACUUUUCAGCAUCUGCAAGCUGUUGUUUUCAAGUAUAGCAAUAGCUGCGGAGAAAAGGUGAGUACUCACUAGGUUUUAAGGAACAAACAAACGCUUACGUCGUCACGAUCAAAGAUUAAGAUUACAGCAUACCUUCUUGGGAACAAGUAGUCGCCGCAAAACCGAAUGGGACGGUUUUGGGACGAAGAGCACACACACAAAGAAAAGUUUGAUGAAUACUUAGUUCUUGAUUUUUUUUAAAACGUUUCGCUCUGUCCCAAGCACUGUAUGCAGAUUCAUUUGCAUCCAGGUAGUUGAGCAAUAGGAUAUAAGAGGUAACAAGCCACAAGAAGAGAUGACACUUUUAGGGUUUACAAAAACGAGCGCCGUACGAGUAUGAAGUCCAGGCUUAAGCAUCCAGAAUGAGGUCACGACAGUUGACUCAGAUUUUCGGGAAUUAUAUCGUUUAUACCUAUUUACAGCACGACGGAAAUAUUUGUCCCUCUACUCUUUGAGACGGUAGGGAGCUGUAGGCUCAUCGUCGACCUUGCCAUCGCUGGUGCCUGUCGGAAG
Messenger RNA from Amoebophrya sp. A120, 9005 nucleotides. Lineage: Eukaryota; Dinophyceae; Syndiniales; Amoebophryaceae. The record is from the annotation of a GenBank genome assembly.